AUGGAUCGUUGCGCUGACCGCACUGCCACCGUCUGUGUUGUCAUUGUGCGGUAUGUUGGGUGGCGGUCCCCCCUCUGUGUGGCUUUUGUGGACUUCGGGAGGGCAUUAGGCAGUGUGGGCACGGACAUCGUCUUGGGGCUGGGGGUCCACUGUGUCAUUCCACCUGUGCUCAUGGGCGUCAUCUGGGGGUUGUGCGGGGUCUCAUCCUGCCAAGUUGUUCACAGUGGCGGACUCGCUGGACCUUUUGUGGUGAUGACCGGCGUGGGACAUGGUUGCAUGUUGUUUCCAGCGGUCUUCCCGAUGGUCAUGGGCUGGAUUGUGCGCGGGACAACACAAGACAACACCGGUAUCCAGUACAACUUCAGCAAACAGCUAGAGGAUCUGGACUUUGCAGAUGACAUCAGUCAUAUAUCUCAUCUACAACAACAUGCACAAACCAAACUGAGUAAGCUAGCCGAAGAAGCAGAGGGAAUUGCUUAA
This is a messenger RNA of Pomacea canaliculata, 480 nucleotides long. RefSeq lists its product as uncharacterized. The coding region runs from base 1 to 480 and encodes 159 amino acids. NCBI's taxonomy places the organism in Eukaryota, Metazoa, Mollusca, Gastropoda, Architaenioglossa, Ampullariidae. The record is from RefSeq and is a predicted model, not a curated record. The transcript has a single exon.